Messenger RNA from Rhododendron vialii, 3745 nucleotides. RefSeq lists its product as uncharacterized. The transcript is spliced from 13 exons. Bases 37 to 3570 code for a protein of 1177 amino acids. The record is from RefSeq and is a predicted model, not a curated record. NCBI's taxonomy places the organism in Eukaryota, Viridiplantae, Streptophyta, Magnoliopsida, Ericales, Ericaceae.
UUAAAGAGGAGCACGAACUUCAUUAAAACAGCAGUUAUGAUCCUGACAAUAAUGGAUGUGGUAGUUGCCCUGAGUUACUCCCCCUUCUAUGGUGAUUGGUGGAUCUUCAAGCCAAAAAGUCCAUGCCUCAGAACUGUACUAUUACACAGACAAAAAAAAAUAAAGACCCAUUCACCAUAUCUUUCCAAACACUGCUUUAAUGUGAAAAACAUAGCAGAAUCUAACAUGGGUCCGAUCUGGAUUCUUCGCCUGUGCCUUUGUAUUGCAGUGGUGGUGGUGGGCGUGUCUAACACGAUUGAAUCAACGGUUCUGAUUCGUUUCGAUCAAGCUCCGCCGGCUCGGUCGAGGUUCUCCACCGCUGUUUUCCGGUACUCGGUCACGGAGCAGGGUGGCUCCAGUGGGUGUAAGAACAAUGGCUGCUCCAUUCACUGCAAGCUUGAUGGGCAAACUUUGAGGUCAUGUCCUGCUGAUACCAUAGUACUGAAGAACUUGACAGUAAAUCAGAGACACAAUUUUGUUAUAGGCAUCAACACGGGCCACGGAAACAGUAAUUCAUCGUCUUAUUCGUGGUUCAUCGAUACAACACUACCAACUGCAACGAUUUCUAGCAAACAGAGUUACACGAAUGCGGGGAAAGUAGAAAUCGUUGUUGCGUUCAGUGAACCAUGCAGCGGAAAGGGUGGCUUCAAGUGUAUGAACUCAUCAAACUGUGAUGUAAUCGUGAACGGUCCUGCACAUGUAGAUGCAUCCUCAGUACGCGCAAUCAAACCCGACAGCAAAUACAGCCUAAACAUUGUUUUCUCCCAAGGAAGUAUCUACGCCCGCGCCAUCAUUAAAAUGGCAGAUAAGAUGUGCACUGACAAGGCAGGGAACCAGUUUACAAGAUCAAAUGGUUCAAUGCUCAUAGUUCACUUGGAUAGAAGACCAGUGCUGGUGGAUCUAUGGACAUCCGUCCCAUCGUAUGAGCUGGUGAUAAAUGGGGUUCCGAGAACUGUAAUUGCAACUAACGAGAUGGAGGACUUGAAAGUUUUCUUGGACUUCAGCAUUCCUAUGAUGAAUGCGACAGAACAUAUUCUAAGUGCUUUGCGCGUGAAUGCGGGUAACUUCAUAACUAGUCAUGGCGGCAACCAUGGAAACCGCAGUUUUGCUUUUGAACUUAAGAAUAUUUCAAGAACUCAAAUAGUCACAGUUGAACUAGAAGCUGCUUCAUUAUUCGGAAGAACAGGCACUCCCGUCUCCCCUGUCGCCCCAAUUUCAUUUCUCUAUGAUUCUACUGAGCCUGGGGUGGGAUUGAGUUCAAGCUCAUCAAGUGUUACAAAGGAGUCAAACAUCGCCAUAAUCGUAGAGUUCACAAAGCCAGUUUUCGGCUUCAAGGCCUCAAAGGUAGAAGUUGAAGGGGGGAGUCUCACAAGAUUUGAACAACUUUCAAGAGCCCUAUACUCUUUGACAGUCCGGGCAGUAUCUCAGGACGUAUCGGUUAUUGUUCCAGCAGGACAAGUGAAUGAUAUUUCAGGAAAUCUGAACUCGGCUUCUAACUCAAUCAAUAUCAGGCAUGUCUCAACCCCUUCUAUUUCAAUUGCACUCCACUCAUUCAUGACUGCGGGCAUAUUAGUAACAUCGCUAGCAGCUGCCGUUCUUUCAAUCUCUUCUGCAAAUCUAGGAGCUGUCGGAACUCUGGCUAGCGGUGGCACAGUUUUUCCUGACCCAUCGAUGAAUCUGCAAGGGAUGGUGGGACACCUGCAAGUUUUUGUCCUAGCAGACUGGAUCUUGGUUUCACUACCGGUAGAAUAUUCGGAGACAACAAAAGGUCUUAGGUGGCUUUUACCCCGUGAAAAUCUUCCAUGGAAGAAGAAAAGCUCUUCAAUGUGGCCCAGCAAUUUAUACAAAAGCGAAACCAAGCUUGAAAUGGAAGAAAGUCAUUCAUCCAUUGGAAUCCCGUAUAAUACAAGGGCUUACCGUGCAUAUCAACCAAAUUUAACCACCUUUUCUUCUAACUUGCAACAAGGACCACCUAUUCCCACAGUAAUUUACCCGAAGAGUAGUUGGCUCCCUGGACAGCAGAACGUAACCAUGAAGAACAUUCCGUAUGGGCAACCGUUGCGUUCCAAUGAAUAUUUCACUUAUUUUCUGCGAGGCGAGCCAUUAUCAGCUAGCAGUGUCAUGAAGAGAAUGCAAACAUAUACAGGAUGGCAGGACUUGGAGAUGAACUUGUUCUGGCUUGGUGUGGGAGGAAUUAGUUUACUGGUAGCCCACUUAGUGACCUUUCUUUUCCUGCGGUGGAGGACUCAAAGAUCAGCUCCCGGCAUACUUUCAGUGCCGAGGUUUGAGCUCUUUCUUCUGAUUCUCAUGCUUCCUUGUAUUUCUCAAUCUGCGGCUUUUGUCAUCAGAGGUGGCACAACGGGGGGAGUACUCACUGGGACUUUGUUGCUAGCCAUCCCAGCAGGUUUCAUUCUAUCGGUAUGCCUCUUUCUUGCGAUUGCUAUCUUUUAUGGGAGCUUUGCGCAGUACACAGAAGUCAAGCACAUUCACGACAAGGAACCAUGGUGUACGAAACUGCAGCAUUUCUUCACCGGGAGACCAACAAUUGGAAAGUGGCUUUAUAGAGAAGGGCUGCCCUCGUCUUUCCUUCCAAGAUUUGGGAUUCUCUUUGAGAACCGGAGGGGCCCUCCGUUUUUUGUCUUACUAGACCAGAAUGACCCUAACAACAAAUCCAAGUGGACGGAAAGUGGCCUAAGUGGCAUUGGAAGAAUGAGGGCUUUGAGUUCAGACGAAAGUAAUGAAGAAACCAAAGUUCCCCCGUCCAACAGGUUUUUGGGAUACGCUAGAUCCUCGUAUAUCAUUCUUGAUCUGCUAAGAAGAACCAGUUUGGGGAUUGUAGCCGGAGCUUACCCAUCAGGAGGUUUCAACCAAGGCCUUUUCGCACUUAUAAUCACGUCAGUACAGUUCCUCUACUUGUUCACACUCAAGCCAUAUAUCAGCCGGGGAGUAAAUGCAGUGGAGAGUGUUUCACUCUUGUGUGAAGCAGGGGUAUUCAUCCUAUCUACAAAUGCAAGUGGCUCAAGUUUAGUUGGAGAAAACAAUUUGGGAUUCGCCAUGUUGGGUCUCCUCUUGCUCACAUAUGUUUCUCAAAUCGUAAACGAGUGGCAUGCUAUCAUGAAGAGCCUACUCAGACUAUCACAGCCGCAAGACAAUUCGUUCAAGUCAGGAUUGAAAAAUGCAGCUAAGGGUCUUCUCAUCCCUUUCCUACCAAGGAGGCAUUGGUCAGGAGCCGCAGCUGCUGGAUCGUCCUCUCAGCCGAAAACAGGCCUGGAUCUAGUCCCUAGUACUUCGACUGCCAUGAAUGCAACAGUUGUUCCGGUGGUCAGUCCCGCUGUGUCACCCAACCUAAACACUGCAAGUUCCACAAAUGGAGAGGCAACCCUCAAUGGGCAGAAACCCGGGGAAGGAAAACAGCUGAAGGGGAUUAAACUAGAGCCAAAGAGUGAGAUGAAGAAGCUGAGGCAGUUGGCGAGAGCUAGUUUCGCUGGGGUCCCGAAUUAUGAGGAAGGUAGCACCAGUUAUGGUUUUUAGAGCUGUAGUCCUUUUUUCCCACGCGAAGCCUCCAUGGAUUAAGCAUUCCCUUCCGAAAAGAAAAUAUUGUUCGGUCGACUCGGAUUUCUCAUUUUAGCAGACACCACAUGAAAAAAUGAGUUUUGAUACUUCAAGAUGAUAUCAACAAAAUGGUGCAACAGGUUUUGAACUAAAA